AUGGACAAGAGACAUCCGAGUUCAUUCCAGCAGCUGGAGAAGCUGGGAGAGGGCACCUAUGCUACUGUAUUCAAGGGCCGCAACCGGCAGACCGGCGAAUUCGUUGCGCUCAAGGAGAUCCACCUCGACAGCGAAGAAGGCACACCUAGUACCGCCAUCCGCGAGAUCAGUCUGAUGAAAGAGCUGAAGCACGAGAACAUCGUCUCCCUCCACGAUGUCAUCCACACCGAGAAUAAGCUGAUGCUCGUAUUCGAAUACAUGGACAAAGAUCUGAAGAAGUACAUGGACAGCCAGCCACUGCCACCUGGCUAUGACUCGCAUGGUGGACGCAGCAGAGGCGCCGGCGGCCUGCCACCGGACACCAUUAAGAGUUUCAUGUAUCAGCUGCUGCGCGGCAUUGCUUUCUGCCACGACAACAGAGUCCUGCACCGGGAUCUGAAACCCCAGAACCUCCUGAUCAACACCAAAGGCCAGCUCAAGCUCGCUGAUUUCGGCCUUGCCCGCGCCUUCGGCAUUCCUGUUAACACCUUCUCCAACGAAGUCGUCACGCUCUGGUACCGCGCGCCAGACGUACUGCUCGGAUCGCGCACCUACAACACCUCCAUCGACAUCUGGAGCGCAGGGUGCAUCAUGGCGGAGAUGUACACGGGGCGUCCGCUUUUCCCGGGCACUACCAAUGAGGACCAACUACAGAAGAUCUUCCGACUGAUGGGUACUCCGAGCGAGCGGAGCUGGCCUGGAAUCAGCAGCUUCCCUGAGUACCGGCAAGGAUGGCAGGUGUAUGCGACGCAGGACCUGCAGAUCCUGCUGCCGAUGAUCGAUCAAGUGGGCCUGAGCUUGCUGUCCGGCAUGUUGCAGCUCCGCCCGGAGAUGCGCAUAUCUGCCGAGCAGGCGCUCCGACAUCCGUGGUUUGCGGAGAUUCACCAGCGAUACGGCGGCAUCCAGCAACAGGUUGUCGCGCAACAGAUGGGACAGCAGGGCCUGAACCAGCAGGUCAUGCAACAGGGGCCUGGGCCGGCGGGAGCUUCCUACGGGACAUCGAUGGCGCAAGGUGCAUACUAA
Molecule: messenger RNA, 1062 nt
Organism: Coniosporium apollinis CBS 100218
Lineage: Eukaryota; Fungi; Ascomycota; Dothideomycetes
Product: CMGC/CDK/CDK5 protein kinase
Exons: 2
Coding region: 1-1062 (353 amino acids)
Biological process (GO): protein phosphorylation
Cellular component (GO): cytoplasm; nucleus
Molecular function (GO): cyclin-dependent protein serine/threonine kinase activity; ATP binding
Source: RefSeq, a predicted model, not a curated record